AUAUUGACCUUUGACCUUUCACAACUGGAACUUCAUCGGAGAAUCAUUCCGCCGAAGAAAGAAAACCUCCCCUACAUCAACCUACUUGUUGAGAAGAGAAUAUCUGGUACAGUUCUGUUCAAGUUCAAAAACCACAGCUUAAUCGACGCGCAUCGAAAACCUCAGAACAACCCCCAACAGUCAUUCCACAGCUCCAAACUUGAAAUGAAGACUUCCAGUGUUCUGGCUAUUGCGAUGCUAAUUUGGGGGACAAUCGCGGGUUUUCACGACAUUGAAGCCGACUCCAUACUGGUGUUUGCCAGACAAGCAACCUCACUUCCUCCAUGUCGACUUAACUACACGACUGAUGUCUGGACUGGCUGUGCAGAUGUGAUUGCUCAGUUUGAAAUCACGCUAGAGGAGUUUUUAUAUGCAAACCCGCAGCUUGGAGAGGGUUGCGACGGCUUCAAGCCUGGAGAAACCUAUUGUGUGUUUCGGGAUUCAAACACAAGGCCGACUUCACUUGAUGGGAACUGUGGAAUUCAAGCCAACUAUUCUGCAUCCUGUGUGGGAAGCACGUUUGGAGAUUGCUGCAAUCCCAGCGGAAAGUGUGGCAAAGGCGAAGACUUUUGCGGAAAAGGCAACUGUCAAGAAGGCUCAUGCGAAGGUGGAAGAUACUCAACUGAUGGCAAGUGCGGUCGAGAGCAUGAUUACCUCCCUUGCCCGCCCAAGUUUGGGCUUUGUUGCGGGGGGAACGGACAAUGCGGUAACGCUACAGCCUUUUGCGCAACAGGGUGCCAAAGCGGCCCGUGUCUAGAGGCUUCAACGACAAGUGCUUCGCAGAGCCCAACACCAACCCCCACCACAAGUCCAGGAGGAGUGAGUCCCGAUGGAACGUGUGGUUAUAAUGAUGCAUUCGUGUGCAAAGGCUCCAAGUUUGGAAGCUGCUGCUCUGCGGCUGGAUAUUGUGGUGAUACUGAAUACGAGUGUUCACAGUAUCUUGGUUGGUAA
This is a messenger RNA of Periconia digitata, 990 nucleotides long. The record is from the annotation of a GenBank genome assembly. NCBI's taxonomy places the organism in Eukaryota, Fungi, Ascomycota, Dothideomycetes, Pleosporales, Periconiaceae.